ACCCCCGUCAGGCCCCCUGUUAUGCUUCACUGAGACGCGUCCGUUUUUACCCAACACACCUUGGGGCAUCGCCAGUCAGUCAGUCUGUCCAGUUUUCCACAUUUUUGUCUUAUUUCGACGUCUUACCUUAACGAUCUGAUUAUCUUAAGGCGUUCAGAAGACACCAGGGUCCCUUAAGGAGUGUGAAAGUGGACCGAAAUGGCAGGACUUAGGGAGUAUACGGUUGUUUUGGUCGUCCUUUUCGUCAUUCCUACAGCGGUGCUUGGUGCCCUGCCGUUCCAGUGUUACGGGUGCACAGGCCGGUACACAGACGACUGUAUCUCCAACAAGGACAUCGUCAACUGUACCCGCGGUCAGGACACGUGUAUGAUGGAGGUCAUCAACUUCAAGUCAUCCCUACAAAUGAGAUACACAAAGAUGUGCACCACCCGAAGUGCCUGCCAACAAGCCAAGAGCAGGUACAGCAAGGGGUGCCACAACGCGGAGGGGGCCAUCUGCGUGACGUGCUGUAACACCGCCCGGUGUAACGUCCGGCCCGACCCCACCUACGGACCGGACUGGGUCCGCCUCAGCCGCAGGAGCGCUGGCGUGCACGUGUCGCCUGGAGGCGCUGUGGUCAUGACCGUUCUGACUGUGUUAGCCAUGCACCUGGUUUUCCACUAGAAAACAUUUUAAGUGACAGAAUACACGAUUUCAAAGGUUCUGAUUGUACUGUUGUACCGAAAGUAUUCGAAUUCUUGUUUCUAUGUCCUUUUUUUAAAACUACAAACCUCGCAAUGACGAUUAACUCUUUAAACCUGUUUAAAAAUGUUCUUUAGCAAAGAGUAUAGAAUGUCAGCAAAUUAUACAAGUGCCUUGAAAGAUCCUUUUACAUUUCCUAUGUAUCAUUUUCUCAUUGGACAUUGGGUGCAAUGCAAAAAUCAAAUCUGCAAUGGGUGCCUUUCUAUUUUGAUAAUCUUCUAUUUUAGACUUGCUCUAGUAAUAGAAAAAAGUAACUGUGUUUUAGAAUUCUAUAGCCUAUGACAGUGUGUUUUGAUAGUCAAAUCAGUCCUAUGCAGUAAAAUAUAACACACUUUGUAUCACUGUACAAUAUUGCCAGUAUAUACGAGAAAGUACCAAGGAUUGCUGUUAUACUAAUACAUGUACAAAUGAUUUCGUUUUACCGAAUAAUUAGACCUUAGAAUCGACCUAAAAUGUACCAAAACUUUUAGUCCAGCAAUAUACUGUUAUAGAAUAGCCUUUAGACUAGAGCUGUGUUGUUUGGUGGUUGAAUUUUGUAUAUCAUAAUGACUUAAUAUGUAUUUUCUACAAUUACAUGGGAACAUGCAAUAGUUUUGUUGUUGGAAAGACUAUACUUUGAAACCAAAAGACAGGAAAUAAGAUAACCUUUUCUGGGACCUUUGACCUACAUACACCCAGAAGUACAUCCAAGUUUAGGCAUGACUGUUACCAUUAGAUACACGUAUGUGUAUCUUAUUUCCCUUUCUUUUUUGAUAGUUAUGUAUUUUGAUUUGUGUAUGAAACAACAAUGAAAAUCUAUAGUCGGGAUUUCUACAAAAUAUACUUUGUACAAAAGAAA
Molecule: messenger RNA, 1579 nt
Organism: Branchiostoma belcheri (Belcher's lancelet)
Lineage: Eukaryota; Metazoa; Chordata; Leptocardii; Amphioxiformes; Branchiostomatidae
Product: ly6/PLAUR domain-containing protein 1-like
Exons: 3
Coding region: 199-663 (154 amino acids)
Source: RefSeq, a predicted model, not a curated record